CGGCACUCCAACGUCAAAAUGUUGUGCGAAAAAUUGAUGUUUCUUCAAAAAACUGCAAAAUAUCGGGUUUCACGUCGAUUAAUGAGUGGACAUCAUGGUGGAACUGCUGGGGAGAAUAUGCCUUUCCGGAAGUGUAUUGGGAACCCGGCCAGAGGUGCUCUGAUGUUUUCGGUAUUUUUUGGAACAGCCAUGUUUGGGCCAUGUCUCAUUCUUAUUUAUCUGAUGCACAAAGAUUAGAAAAAAGUUCAUAUUAAAAUUCCUUCGAUUUAAGUAAGUGCGAGACUUGGCAUCGGCGCCUGAGUGACAAUUACCUAACCUAAUCUGUCAGACUGGAAAAAGUGACAUCAUCUAUAGUCUCUGCUGGAUUUUUUCGUAAAUAAGUUUCUAGUCGUUUAUUUGGGAAAACACAUUUAAAAUCCAGAAUGAUUGGAAGAAGUAGCCUGUUCGCCCGCAAUGCCAUCUCCAACUUCGUCAGAAAUCACUCCCAUGGAGGAGUUCCCGGCGAGAAUCUUCCCUUCCAAAUUGAGAACCGUUACAGGCUGACCGCAGUUUUCAUUCUGUUCUUCGGCUCGGGCUUCGGAGCGCCUUUCCUCAUCUUGAGACAUCAAUUGCUUAAGAAUUAGACAUCUUCACUUAACUUUAGGUUUAGUCGCUGAUCCAGUCUAGUAUUUUGAUAUGUUAGCAGUUCAUUCAAUAAAUGGAUUGAAACGUUAA
Messenger RNA from Dendroctonus ponderosae (mountain pine beetle), 714 nucleotides. It is a transcript of the gene Cox7c, whose product is annotated as cytochrome c oxidase subunit 7C, mitochondrial. The transcript is spliced from 4 exons. The coding region runs from base 423 to 623 and encodes 66 amino acids. Gene Ontology annotation, biological process: mitochondrial electron transport, cytochrome c to oxygen. NCBI's taxonomy places the organism in Eukaryota, Metazoa, Arthropoda, Insecta, Coleoptera, Curculionidae. The record is from RefSeq and is a predicted model, not a curated record.